Messenger RNA from Equus caballus (horse), 1619 nucleotides. RefSeq names its product membrane-spanning 4-domains subfamily A member 4A. Gene Ontology annotation, cellular component: plasma membrane; Golgi apparatus. NCBI's taxonomy places the organism in Eukaryota, Metazoa, Chordata, Mammalia, Perissodactyla, Equidae. The record is from RefSeq and is a predicted model, not a curated record.
AAUAUUCAGCACCACCUUUGGCAUUCAGACAAAUUGCCAGAAGAGGAAUGCACAGGUGUGGAGUGGGGACAAGUUAUUGUACCUAGACUGAAGGCACUUGCCCAGAAUUUCUGGCACUUAUAAGACACCUGCAGACGUUGCUGGCUUGAAGAAAGCAUCUUUUCUGCUGCCACGACAACCAUGCAAGGAAUGCAACAGACGACACCAGGGGCUGGUGCUGGUUUUUACCAGCCAGGACCUCAUGCUUCUCAAAACGAGUACCAAUGGCUAGGGAUGCCAGAGAAGUUCUUGAAGGGGGAACCCAAAGUCCUCGGGGUUGUCCAGAUUCUGAUUGCCCUGGUGAACUUCAGCUUGGGAAUAAUAAUGAUUACUGCUGUGGUGUCAUUUAAUGGAAUUUAUGAUCGUCCUUUAACAGUGUACUCAGGGUACACAAUUUGGGGGUCGGUGAUGUUUCUUAUAUCAGGGUCCUUGUCAAUUGCAGCAGGAACCAGAACUACAAGAGGUCUGGUCCAAGGUAGCCUAGGGCUGAACAUUACCAGCUCUAUCUUUGCUGCAUCAGGGAUCUUAGUCACUUUGAGCAGCAUAAUCGUUUUCUCAGUUACUUACCCUUUGUGUAACUAUCAUCAGAACUCGGAGAAUUGUUCCAUGCUUGUAUCUGCUUUACUGGGUAUGGAUGGUAUGGUGCUCAUUUUAAGUGUGCUGGAGUUCUGCAUUGCUGUGUCCCUCUCUAUCAUCGGGUACAAAAUAAUCUGUUGUAAUCGUGGUAAGGUUGUGUUCAUUGCUUCAUCAAAUCCUCACGUGGCAUAAACAGCAUCUCCUGCACCAGUUACAGGAUAUUUGAUGCCACCAACAGAUCAACAGGGAAAUGUUCCAGAAAACCUUUCUUGACAGUUAUGCAAGAACCCCACUUGGGAAAGUAACAGAAUCCAACUCUGACUUUAAUAUAUUUAUCUAUAUAAAAUUCAGAAAUAUGUUCUCGUUUUCUCCCCAGAGCUCAUUUCGCUGGCUCUUUAUCAUCAAUAGCAGAAAUUAAAUAAAUGUAAAAGUCAAUAGGACCUGAAAGUUUUUCAUCCAGCUUCAGGACUUUUAUAGAAGGACAUAAGGUGGUAAAUAAGAUUUGGCAGAAUAAGGGCAAAAAGAUAUUGCUGAAUGAGGCCUCCAUGCAGACUACAUAUUUCUGCUUCCUUGGUCAAUACUUCUCCCUCUUGUGUGACUUUCUCUUCCUGCCUUUGGCAAUACAAGGUAUUUUAACAUUUAGAAAGUUGAGAUGCGUGGCUUUUCCUUCUCUUCCCUUUUCCUUCUCCUAUUGAAAAUAACUUCGAAUAGCACAGUCAGUCCUUGCAUGUGCACAAACCAUUAUUUGCGUGUAAAUAUACAUAGAAUAGAAAUCAUAUCACGGAUCAGAUUCAACUUUUAUUUUUUCUCUCUCGCUCUUCACCUUCCUCUCCUUCCCUAUCUCUCUCAUUCUCUUUCCUACAGGGCAGGGUUAUAUCCUAAUCAAAUUUGUAUCCAGUGCCAUAUAUGUGAUAGAACAACACAUGGUAUUUACUGUUUGUUCAUUAAAUACAUUUGACUUAUUACAGAGCAAAAAUAAAUUAAACAGAAUUAGAAACAAUGAA